This is a messenger RNA of Plasmodium vinckei vinckei, 1752 nucleotides long. RefSeq names its product conserved Plasmodium protein, unknown function. NCBI's taxonomy places the organism in Eukaryota, Apicomplexa, Aconoidasida, Haemosporida, Plasmodiidae. The record is from RefSeq and is a predicted model, not a curated record. The coding region runs from base 1 to 1752 and encodes 583 amino acids. The transcript has a single exon.
AUGUCGUUCUUUACAAAAAAUGUAGGGAAUUUCAUAAAAAUAAGAAAAUCACAAUUUGGAAAAUUAAAAAGCUUUGGAUCAUAUAACAAAAAAAAUUAUAUAUAUAAUCAAUAUGAUAAUUUGUUAAAUAUAGGAAAUAAAAAACCUGAUGAAAUAAUCAAUUUGUUAGAUCAAUUGUGUAAAGAGAAAAGGUGUGACAGUGAAUUGAUAAAAUGUAUUACAGAUCAUAUAUACGAUUUUAGUGACGAUUUUUUUUGUCCCCAAUUAAUAAAAGUAUUAGAAAAUUAUGUAAAAUUAAAAUAUUCUGAUGAAACACUAUUAGGGAUUGUAUGUAAUAGAAUAGAAGACUUAGUUAGUUUAAAAUCAUGUAUAAGAAUAAAAAAAAUGAUAAAUAUUUAUAAACAAUUAAAUUUUCACCAUCCAAUAGUUAAAAUACCAUUACUAUCUCAAUUAAAUGAUAAUAUAAAUGAAUAUAAAAAUGAGCUUGUUUCAAUUGUUAAAAAUAUAUCCUAUUUAUAUAUUGACAAUUAUACUACCAAUAAUAUUCUGAAUAAAUUAAUUGUAAAUUCAGAAUAUUAUCAGAAAGACCUUUUUACAGUUUUCGAAGGAGUAAGCAGAUUAAAUGUAUGUGAUAAUAGUAAUACAUUUCUUGAUAUAGUUAAUAAAAAAAUAAAAUAUUUAGAAGACAAUAAUAUAUGUUGUAAUUUAAAAGAUUUUAUUAAAUUUUUUAGUGCCUAUAAAAGAUUAAAUAUAAAAGAGUCUACCUAUUUACAUUCUCAAUUUGAAAAAAAAAUAAAUAACAUAAAAUUAAUAUCACCAAAUAAUAUUUCUUACAUUUUACUCGCAAUGUUAUCAUCCAAAUUUAAUCAUCACAAACUGUCUGAAUUAGUAAUAAUAAACAUUGAAAAUUAUGUAGGAAAUUUUAACAAUAAAAUAGUGAAUAAUCAAUAUGGGCAAGAAAAUAUCCAUUUUUUUAGUUCGGAAAAUAAUGAAACAACAGAUUCAAAUAAUUCAAAAUCAAAUUCAAUAUAUAAUAAAAUAAUAGAUUACAAAAACAAUUUCAAUAUGAAUAAUAAGACUGACGAUUUCUCUAAUUUAGAGAAUAACAUUAGAAAGAGUUGUAAUCAAUAUAUACUAAACUAUUUACCAUUUCAUAUACUACUUUUAACAUUACUAGAUCAUGACAAUAGUAGCAAUGUUCUAACUUAUUUAAUUGACAUAUGCAUAAGUGAAUGUAUAGAUUUAUAUGAUGUAUCAAGUUUAAUAAAGAUUUUAUAUUCCUACACACUUUUAAGCAUAAAUAAAAAGAAGAACAAAGAGUAUAAAAAUAAUGUUGUAAAAAUAUUUUCGACACUUGAAAAUGUUUAUAAAAGUGCUAGUACUAAUGAUAUGAAAAUUUUAUAUAACUGUUUUUUAUAUAAUAAAGAUAUAAUUGAAAAAGAAGAAAAAUUAAAAGAUAUAUUUUCAGAUUUAUUAAAUUAUGAAGUUUUAACAUUAUUACCAUCUUCUUAUUCAGAUUUAAAUUUUCAAGAUCUUGAAAUUGUCAAAUAUGCUAGCUCAUCUUAUUUAAAAAAUAAAAAAAAUAAUAAUAUUUUUUUUUAUCUUAAUAAAAAUGAUUUUUAUUCUACUAAUGAUUAUAUUUAUGACAAUUUAAUUGUUAGUGUUAAAUUCAAAAUAGAUCUCCUCAAAAAAAAAUUUGGACAAAAUGAACUUAACAUAAUUUAUGAAAACCAGCCCCUAAAGUGUUUCUAA